AUGCAUGAGAAUGGAAACAAGUAUAUAGAAGGCGGAAUAAAGAAAUGGUCACUCUUGCGCAAACAUGUGUUUAUUGUUGAGAAGUACUGCAAGAAACAUUUUAAUGGCUCGAUACCUCCAAAGCAUAAACUUUCCGAUAUUAUAAAUGUCGCCCUCGAAGACUACACGCCCGAACACAAAACCGGACAAACAAUAACACAAGUUAAAACCACAAGGGCCAACCCCGCAAAAAAUAUUUUGGAAGUGCAAGGAAUCUCCUUUCCAGAUACUGGUAUUAAUGUCAACAAAUGUUCUAGUUCUACUUCGCAUGCAAGUGCAAAUUUGGCUUAUCGCUGUGCCCCCUCUAAUAAAGACGAAGAACAAGAACAACCAAGUAUGGUUUUGAAACAGAGUAUGCUCGAGUCAAAUAGUAUGACUAUGGCUCCCCAAGUUGUAAUACCUAACCAGCUACAAACGCCAUAUCCCAGUAAUAUGUUUCAUCAGCCAAAUUUAUAUUAUACACACCUUUAUCCACACGCGACAGAAUUUCCACCACCACCCGAAAUGUGUGCCAGAAACCCCCAUGUCAAUACAUAUGGCAGCUUUCGUCAGUGCACUGAAUCUCUUGGUAACGUGGCCCAACAUCAGAGCACGAUUAACUGUGAUGAGAGUCACAUAUCGGCAGAGGAAGAUGCAACGAAUGCCGCUUUACAACUUGUAUCUCUCUCGUCGUCUUGUAAUACUGGUAUGUUAAAUGAUCAACAAAACUGCUCCAACAACAAUCAGUAA
Messenger RNA from Paramuricea clavata, 768 nucleotides. The record is from the annotation of a GenBank genome assembly. Lineage: Eukaryota; Metazoa; Cnidaria; Anthozoa; Malacalcyonacea; Plexauridae.